Messenger RNA from Plasmodium fragile, 3117 nucleotides. RefSeq lists its product as uncharacterized. NCBI's taxonomy places the organism in Eukaryota, Apicomplexa, Aconoidasida, Haemosporida, Plasmodiidae. The record is from RefSeq and is a predicted model, not a curated record. Gene Ontology annotation, biological process: cilium movement; inner dynein arm assembly; cilium-dependent cell motility. The transcript has a single exon. The coding region runs from base 1 to 3117 and encodes 1038 amino acids. Gene Ontology annotation, cellular component: axoneme.
AUGAUGAAAAAGAAGAAAGAGAAAAAAGGAAGCAGCGAUGUUGUGAAUAAGGGGAAAGGGGAGCAGGGUAAUCCACUGAGCCAUUUAUCACAGGAGGAGGAUAAGGAUGGAUAUGAUGACACGAGAGAGAUCACCCUAGAGGGGGAAGUAUCUUUCGUUGGGGAAAGCACCAAAAGGGAGACCAGCAACAUGAGUGUGGAAGGGCAUGUCCCUUUGCAAGGGGUAAGCACCCCUGCAGAUGGAGAAUCUAAUUCGGCGGUGGGGCAGCAGAUCUUUGGAGACAGCCCAGAACAUUAUGAAUACUACGAAGAAGAAACAUUGAGGGGGGAAGAGGAAGAAGAAAUCAGCGACAUAUCAACAGAUGAAAUGCUGAGUGGAAUGGAAAGUGAUACGGACGUGCCGGAACAAGUGAAGCAGUUUACCUCGGGAGGAAAAUUUAUGUAUAAACAUUUUUAUAAUGAAGAGAUCAGUGCGUUGUCAGAGGAAAUACAGGAAAAGGAAAGGAUUCUAGAGGAAAUUAAUAAGACAACAUGGAAAUUAAAAAAUCGAUUCCUCAAGUUGGAGAAACACAUCAAUACCAAAAAGAAGGAAGUCACAAAAAAAAAGAAAAUUGUGGAGGAAAAGAAAAAAAUGCAUGAAGAAGAAAAUGGAGCGUGUGUAAAUGUCCAAGCAAAGAAUCAGUUUUUGGUAAAACAAAAUGAACAGCUAAAAUGUGAAAAAGAGAGAAAUAAUGCAAAGAUUAUAAAAACACAGAACGACCUCAUAGAGUGUGAAAAGAGCAUAGAGGAUAUGAAGGAAAAAUUAGUCGAUAAGGAAAAGGAACUAUACGAAUGGACCGUUCAAAUUGAAAAAUUACAAAAGGAAGAAUUCGAAGUGGAGAAAUUCGCCCUUUGUCAGGAUAAGGAAAUUGAAAAUAUGACUUACAAGUUGGAGAAACUAAAUGUGGAGAAAGUAGAACAAGAAAAAAAAGUGAACAGAAUGAAGACAAAAAAUAUGCAGCUACAUAUGGAGUUGCAAGAAAAUAUAAAAGAAAAUGAAAAAAUGGAAGAAGAAAAAAAAAAACUUCGAACGAAAUGGAAGUGUGUUGUGGACAGUAUAAAUAACAGAGACCAAACAAUCUUCAAAUUUGAAGAAGAAUAUACCAAAUAUACAAUGAAAAAAGAAAAACUAAUGGAUAAAUGUAAGGAGAUAAAUGAACAUAUAGAAAUGCAGAGGGGAAAGAAUCACGUGUUGAGUGAUAAAGUAAAAAGGGAAGAAACGAAUUUAAACAGAAUAAAGAAAGAACAGAAUAAGGUGGAUGAAGAAUUGAAGAAGGCAUAUGAUGAAAGGGAUAUUUUGGUCAAAGAUUUGGAGUGCGAAAAAAUCACAAGUAGGGAAAAAGUAGAAGAGAAAAAUAAUCUCCAAAAUAAUUUAACCGAGUUGGGAAAGACACUGCAGAAGUUAGUCCAAUCAUUUGAAGAGUCGAGGAGAGAAUACACCAAGGAGGAAUUAAAGAGUGUCGAGAAGAACCAACUUAUCAAGUCCAGCGAGCAAAUCCUAAUCGAACAUAACGGGAAGCUAGCCAAAUUGAAUGCACAAAUAAAAAUGCUGGAUGAAGAAAAAUUUCAAUUACAAGAAUAUUUACAGAAGAGCAAAAACGAGUACACCAUUUUGGAGACAGAUAUGGUUGGCACACAAAUAAAAAUUAAGCAAAUGAAAAGUAAUAUAAAAAAAAUGGAACAAGAAUUGGAAAGGCAGAAGGAGAUUCUAUACAAGUUUGACUUCCAAACACAAGUGCUAACGAAGAAACUUAAUGUCGCUUCCGGGAUUAGCACCUUUGAAAAAAAAAAAAAAUGUCAAAAAAAAAUAGACACUCUGGAAAAAGAGUUCACUAGGUAUGAAGAUAUAUACACGACUCUGAACAACGAGAUGAAACGGAUUAAUGUUGAAUUAAAAAAUAUAAAAACUCAGCAGAUGUCCAUGAAGGAAGAGAAGGGAAGCAUUUUACACGACACAGAAAAGUUGGAGCUUGAAAUUAAAUCCUUAGAAAGUACCGUGCUUGCCCAAAAUAAAGAAAAAGAAAAUGUCAUGCUGAUCGAAAUGAACCUAAAAAUAGAGUUAGACAAAAUGAAGGAAAUUUUUUCCAACAAUUUGGAUAGCUUAAAUGUUUUAAAAGUAAAAAAAAAAAAAAAUGUUCAAAAUGAAAAGCUGAACGAGCAAGACAUGCAUGCACACAUCGACUCGCUCAAAGUGAUUGUAAAGAAUAUGAGCGACGAAUUGCAUAAGUUAAAUAUGCAGGUGCACGACAAGAAAAAUAGGUGCAACAAUUUGGAGCUCAAGUUGGACGCAAUCCAUGUCCGCCACGGGGACGAGGAGCACCACCCGCAGGGACAACAGGACGAGGCUGGCCGAUUGGACAGACCCGACGAUCAAGACAACAAGCACAUACUCUACAAAAUAAAGAUCGAAGAAGACAUUUCUAAUUUGAAGCAGGAGAUAGAAACUCUAGAUGCUAAUAUAGAAAAAGAAAACCAGCAGGUGAAUCAGUUCCAGAAGACGCUAAAUGAAAUCAUUCAGACGAACAAAGACUUCAGCGAUAACAUAAAAUGCAUCAACCCAGAGUACAAGGAGCUUUUAAAAAAAAAAAACAAAUUAAACAAAAAGUGCAACCAAAUUAAGGAGGAUAUUGCUUCCAUAGAGAAGGAUAUAAAUGAGUACAACAAAAAAAUUAAAGAAGUGGAAAAAGAGCUGAAUUAUGUACUCACGGGAGCCAGAAGUGUGGAAGAUAAAGUCACCGCUUUGAAGGAAAAUAGCCGUAAAAUGGAGGGAAUCAUUAAUGACCUAUUCGUCAAAAUAGAGAGAGCCUCCAAUCAGCUACGCACAAUCGUCGGAGCCAAGAAGAAGCCGAUGGGCAGUCAAUUGGGUGGGUCCCUCAGCGACCACGAUGGGGAGGCUGACCCAACGGACGGAAGCGCAGACAAUGGCGAUGAGCGUGUCUCACUGGAAAAGAGGGUCUUCAAGCAAAUACAAAUGGAAUCCCUAAAGGAGAAGCUCGCUUUCCUCGUUGAGUGCUUCAAAAGCCACGGGGAUAACGAAGUGGUGAGGGAGAUUUACAACGUUAUAGAGGCCUCCGAAUGA